UAGAUUAAGAAUUAGUGACGGAUUUCUUUUUUGAUAAAUUUUGUUCUUAACAAUGGGUCGUAAUUCCCUCCGAGUUUUCAAACCUGAUUUACUCGAGAACAGCGCCCCCUAGCAGAAAAAUUGAACUUGUUUAUCAUUUGCUUUCUCCGUCGAAUAAGGAAUGUAUCAAGGUCUGCUCCUCCUAAGCAUCUUCGGCAUUACAUUUGCCAAUUCUUUCUUACCUUUUCCUGACCUUAGCAGAAGAAUUCCUGAGAGAACAGCCCCACCAGGUUGCGCGUACAAAGGAGAAAAAUACGACCAUGGUCAACAAGUUGAAACAAGUGAGGCAUGUCUUAAUUGUACCUGCACUCGCGGAGUUGUUGUCUGUUAUCUACGAGUAUGCCAAACGGCAACUGCUCCUCCUUUAGGCUGUUUUCUGGCAAGGGAACUUGGUCAAUGCUGUCCUACACUUGUAUGUGGUGGUGAGGACAUAUCUAAAGAAACAAGCAAUUCAGUACCAGAUUUAAGACCUACCUUUCAGCCCACAUUUCAGUCAACUUAUUCAACAGCUACAGUAGAUUUAGAUAAAAAUGUGACAUAUGAUGAGUUAAGUUUAGAGACAAGUGAGACUACAGAGUAUAUAACGAGAGAAAAUAAUGUAGCAAAUCAAAAUGAUUUAGAAAAUGAUAGUUUAAUGUUUGUUUCUUCUACAGAGGAAGAAGAUCAUGAAUUAACAAUUUUAAAUAAUAUUCCAGGAGGCUGCCUCGUGAAUGGAACACUUUAUGGAGAUGGGUCAGCAAUGCUAUCAAGUUCUUUCUGUGAAUAUUGCUUCUGCAUACGAGGAAAAAGAACGUGCCUUGAACCAAAAUGUCAAUUAGUUAUUGAAGGUUGCACUCCUCAUUAUGAUACAGAAUUUUCAUGCUGCCCUUCCAGAUAUGAUUGUGCUCAAAAAGGUUCAAACAACAACACAGCCAACGGUAUAAUGAUGACAGAUUUAAGUGAGACUACUGGAGGUCACUGUAUAAGAAAAGGCGAAGUGUACUAUCAAGGUGAAGUAAUAGCCAGUCAUAAAGCUUGUCAUAACUGCUAUUGCAAUGACUCCACAAUAAUUUGUGAUGAAAUCCAAUGCUCAUCACCAAUAGAUGGAUGCCAUCCUAUCAUUCCUGACGGACAUUGUUGCCCAGUUUCUUAUCGCUGUGGUGGAAAAGAAACUCUUCAAAUGAAAAUGAACACUUCAUAUAUUAAAGAUAUUAAAACCAUAAAACACUCUGAUGUCUUCAAGAAUAAUUAUUCUACAAAUCCAACUUUUGACCAUGAGACACUGUUUUUCGAUGUUAUUCAUAGGCGCUUAGAUGAUGAUUAUAGUUUAUUAGAUGUAACUCAUCAUCAAAUAGAAGAAAAUACAGCCCGAGAAAAUGACAAAACACUAGAUUUAGACUCUUCUUCCCUCUUGAAUGCGUCAGGAGAAUAUGAUAAAUUACUCAAAUAUGGAGAAAAUAAUCAACUGAAAUCAAUUUCAACUGGAAUACCAGAAAUUCACACAAUAUCAAUGAAAGAACUUGUGGAAAGGUAUUUCACAAAACAUGAGCCAAAUAUAUUGAAAUUAGAGAUUGAAAGCGUUGAAUUAAAACGAAAUAACUCCAAACAACCUUCAAGUAUUAUUGAAGCAAAUUUAAAACCAGAAAGAUUUUCUGUUAAAGAAUAUACUACACCUAUGCAUAAUAUUGGAACAACAAAUGAUAAUAAUACAACAACAGAUGAUAAUAAUACAACUAAAGAUGAUAAUACAACUACAGAUGAUAAUGAAACAACUACAGAUUAUUAUAAAACAACAGCAGAUGAUUAUACAACUACAGAUGAUAAUAGUACAAGUGAUAAUAUGCAGUUCAGUUUUACCCAACCACUCAGUAGUAAAAUUGAUAAUUUUCAAAGAGCCCCAAUAAAUGUUUUAGAAAGUAAUAAAGAAUUAGGUCAAAUUCAAAAUGAUUUCAAAUACAAAACUUCUCCUUCGUAUCCAACAAAGAGUACCAGCAUGGCUUAUCAAUUCAGUACAAUAAUUUCUAACGAUACCAAUGUUACUUUAGAUUUCACCAACUCUGUGCACGAAACCAAGAUGGAUAAUUAUACAAUAGAAUCACAAAUUCUUAAGACAACUGUGCUAAAUAGUAUGGAAUAUUCAAAUGAAUCUAGUCAUAGACAAAACUCAUCCAAAGAAAUUUUAGAUGAAAGUAUUAAGUCUCAAACUCGUAUUAAUAGUAAACUUACAUUUUCAUCUCAAAAUAACAAGUCAGGAGAUGUAACUUCAAUAGCAGCUGAAAGUCGAGAAGAUUUGACAAACGUUGGAUCAAUUUAUUUAGGAGCUCCUCUAUCCGUCGAUGAUGGCAGUCAACUACGAAAGGAUAUGACUAUUAAGAGUGAUGGGGUAAUAUUUUUGGAUCCUAAAUUCACGGAUAUCGCACCUGAACAAACAAAUACUUCAACUGACACGCACAACCGAAAGAAAGAGCCAAGAAUCCAUAACCGCACUCUUGCACUCAUCCCAUUUGUUGCAGAAGAUGCUGUACGAGGUUUUAAUGCAACACAUGAAAAUACUCAAGGAUUUCCAGAUAUGGUUUCGGACUUCUGUUUUAUAAAAGGACGCAUUUACAUGAAUGGAGAAAUGAUUACAAAACCAGACCCUUGUGAAUUAUGUCGCUGCUUUUAUGGCCAAGAAUUAUGCCAAUUGCAGAGAUGCCCAUCACCUAUAAUCAAAGACUGUAUACCAGAAAAAGUUCCAGGAUUUUGUUGCCCUCGUUUUACAUGUGGUAAGAAUUCUACUUUUGAUCAACAUCCUAGUCAGAAAAUUACCAUCAAUUCCUCCCCUAACGCCCAUGUUCUCAGUUUAGUAACAAUUAGAGGUAUACAUCUUUUGCAUAAACUCUAAAACCGUAAACUCCUGAGAAUCUG
Molecule: messenger RNA, 2925 nt
Organism: Parasteatoda tepidariorum (common house spider)
Lineage: Eukaryota; Metazoa; Arthropoda; Arachnida; Araneae; Theridiidae
Cellular component (GO): extracellular region
Molecular function (GO): protein binding
Source: RefSeq, a predicted model, not a curated record